CACACACACACACACACACACACACGUGCACGUACGUACAGACACACACACACACACACACACCACAGGGUUAGUCAUGUCGAGGUUAUCUUAACCCCCUUGUCACACAGCAACUAGGGCCCGACAGUCACACACCACAGGGCAGAUAGGGCCUGAAAACCACACACCUGGAAGGUACGCAUUAGAAGCAUGGAUUUAAAAAGCCUUUUUGUGGUAGCCCAGUUUAUAAAGGCAAGAUGUGCCCAUGGCAUGACGGCAGGAAAGGCCAAAAAGGAUAAGAAUUAUAUUUUCUAUGAGGUGGAGAUUCAGGAUUCCAAGAAGUUGAAGCUUUGCUACUUGGACAAGGUGGAACCUAAUGCCACUAUUGGAGAGAUCAAGUGUCUAUUAUAUAAGAUCUAUCCCAAAUGGUACCCAGCCAGACAGGCUUUGUCACUUCACCCAGAUGGGGAGUCCCUGAAGGAUGAUGAGGUAUUGGAGAAUCUACCGGUGGGAACCACGGUAACGAUGUUCUUCCACGACCUGGGACCGCAGCUGGGGUGGACCAUGGUGUUUCUGGCGGAGUGCAUCGGACCUCUCUUCAUCUACCUUUUCUUCUUCCUCCAUCUCCUCAACGUCUACGAGCAGAAAGAUGACUAUACCUCCAAUCCCUGCUCAGUGGUCACGUUGGCGUGUGUGUGUCACUGUUUCCACUACUUCAGAAGGCUGUUGGAAACCGUCUUCAUUCACCGCUUCUCAGACGGCACCUUGCCACUGCAAACCAUCAUGAGGAACUGCCUGUACUACUGGGGAUUUUCUGCUUGGUUAGCCUACUACAUCAACCACCCCCUCUACACUCCACCAUCGUAUGGGAAUCUUCAAGUCUACUCUGCGUUGGCGGUGUUUAUGCUCUGUGAAGCUGGAAACUUCUCAAUUCAUUUGGCUCUCAAUAACUUGGGCUGUAAUGGUCUGAGGCCCAAGCGGAUCCCUUACCCCACCAGGAACCCCUUCACAUGGCUCUUCUUCUUCGUGUCAUGUCCUAACUACACCUAUGAGGUGGGGACGUGGUUGAGUUUCUCCAUCAUGACACAGUGUGUUCCAGUGGCCCUGUUCACGUUGCUGGGCUUCAUCCAGAUGACUAUCUGGGCACGGGGAAAACAUAAGAUGUACACCAGAGAGUUUACAGACUACCCUGAACUAAGAUCAGCUAUCAUCCCUUUGUUCCUUUGAGCCAGCCAGGGUUAACAACAAGAGCCUUAAUUAUACCCCUGUUCCUUAAUUAUACCCCUGUUCCUUAAUUAUACCCCUGUUCCUUAAUUAUACCUCUGUUCCUUAAUUAUACCUCUGUUCCUUAAUUAUACCCCUGUUCCUUAAUUAUACCCCUGUUCCUUAAUUAUACCCCUGUUCCUUAAUAAGGGCUGCAAAGAAUUCUGGUAACUUGUCACCAAAUCCGUAGUUUUUCCCAGAAAUCCCAGUUCUAAAUUCCACAUAAUCAGAAGGAAAUAAGGAAAUCUGUAAUCGUCCAACCAGGAUUUCUGGAACACCUGGGAAAUUUGGGUAAAUUGCCAAAAUUGUGCGCAAACCUAUUCGCUAAUACUUUUGGCCAGAGCCACAUAGGCCUCUUGCCGAAUGUAGUGUACUACAUAGGGAAUAGAAUGCUAUUUUAGACAGACCCAUUGCAUACUCUACUACAGUUAGAGAAAGCAGUGUACUGGACACUGUGGUAAUAGUGCACCUGUAGGGGAUAUGAUGUGGCUCUGACCAAAAGGAGUGACACUAUAUGGGGGGGACAACAGAUACCCAGUCAAUAAGCGAGCUGUAUAUAAAUGAACUUUGUGACAGCCUCUCGGUCAGAAUAGGGUUACAAGGCCUCACUCAGGCCUGUGACUUAAGACAGCCUCUCGGUCAGAAUAGGGUUACAAGGCCUCACUCAGGCCUGUGACUUAACCUCAUCACUCAACUCAACACUAAAAGUGUACAUUUGUAGCAAGGUUAAGGGUUUACACAGAUAGUGUUCCAAAGUGUGGAAUGAUACAAUAGAUUGGUUUGAUUCCCUUUAAACGUAGAGAAUUUAUACAUUUUUUUAUUCACCAUAAUCAUUGUUGCAGCACAGUUCAUGUGAGUGACAAUGUGUAUACGUUAUAGUAGUGGUCUUGAAGUCCAGUGCACUUGAAGUCUAGUGCACUUGAAGUCUAGUGCACUUGAAGUCUAGUGCACUUGUUCCCCUGUUGAAGGACGGACGGCCCUGUUCAGUCAAAUCAGAUAUGAAGUAACCAUAACUUUUAAUUUGUGUGAUAUUAAUAGUAUUUUAUCUGAUUUGUUUACGUUGUUAGUUUUACAGUGGGACUGUUCUAUUUUUUUUUUUCACAGUAAUUUUGUGAUAUUUAAUAAACCCAUUUGGAUUUAA
This is a messenger RNA of Oncorhynchus mykiss (rainbow trout), 2383 nucleotides long. NCBI's taxonomy places the organism in Eukaryota, Metazoa, Chordata, Actinopteri, Salmoniformes, Salmonidae. The record is from RefSeq and is a predicted model, not a curated record.